Messenger RNA from Schizophyllum commune H4-8, 1921 nucleotides. Its product is annotated as prokaryotic type I DNA topoisomerase. Gene Ontology annotation, molecular function: DNA topoisomerase type I (single strand cut, ATP-independent) activity; DNA binding. Gene Ontology annotation, cellular component: nucleus. Lineage: Eukaryota; Fungi; Basidiomycota; Agaricomycetes; Agaricales; Schizophyllaceae. The transcript has 4 exons. Gene Ontology annotation, biological process: DNA topological change. The record is from RefSeq and is a predicted model, not a curated record. The coding region runs from base 86 to 1921 and encodes 611 amino acids.
AUUGAAGCAAGGCUUACGAGUCUUUUCCAGACUAAUCACCUCUUCGCCAUCUCGGACUUCGUCUUGCUUCUCGUGAACCAUCAUCAUGAAGAUUCUAUGUGUGGCCGAGAAGCCCUCAAUAUCCAAGUCUAUAAGCCAAAUUCUGUCUGGAGGAAGGCUCAGCACCCGGUCGACGCAAUGUAACUAUAUCAAGAACUACGACUUCGACUACGCGCCCCGUAACGCCAGAAUGACGGUGACCUGCGUAGCGGGCCACCUCACGCAACAAGACUUCUACGACACGCACAGGAAAUGGCACUCCUGCGCACCCAUCGCGCUGUUCGAAGCCGACGUCAAUACAUUCAUCCCACCCGACAAGAAAGCCAUUGAGAAGAACCUGCUAGCUGAGGCGCGAAGUGCAGACAUAGUCAUGAUCUGGACCGACUGCGAUCGCGAGGGCGAAUACAUCGGAUGGGAGGUAGUGUCCGUAUGCAAGCGAGCGAAGCGGAACAUUAGGGUAGAAAGGGCACACUUUAGUGCCAUCAUUGCUCGAGACAUCCACAACGCUGCACAGAACCCGCAAGAACUCGACCAGCGACAGGUGGACGCCGUCGCCGCGCGCACCGUUCUCGACCUCAAGAUCGGCGCCGCGUUCACGCGAAUGCAGACCAUGGGGCUGCAGGCCCACAUCCCCGUCAUAGGCGACAAGAGCCAUGUCAUCUCGUACGGCUCCUGCCAGUUCCCCACCCUCGGCUUCGUCGUCAACCGCUUCAAGCAAGUCAAGAGCUUCGUCCCUGAGGACUUUUCCUACAUUCAUCUUACCAUCAAGGCGCCCGGCUCCAACGACGAGACCCCCUUCACUUGGCAGCGUGGCCGCAUCUUUGACCGUGACGUCGCCGUUGCGCUCUACCAGCUCGUUAUGCGCGACACGCUCACGACCGUGACCAAGGUCGUCAAGAAGACCACGAAGAAAUGGAAGCCGCUUCCGCUCACAACUGUCGAGCUACAGAAAGCCGGCUCCCGCCUGCUGCGCCUCGCGCCCAAGCGUGUCCUCGAUAUUGCGGAGAAGCUCUACCAACAAGGGUUCGUGUCCUACCCGCGCACUGAGACCGACCAGUUCCCGAACAACAUGGACUUCAAGUCACUCAUCGAAAAGCAGAAGGCAGAUGCCACAUGGGGCGCCUUUGCGACGAAGCUGAACGAUCAAGGUGGCUUUGAACGCCCACGCAAGGGCAAGCACAACGACAACGCGCAUCCGCCGAUCCACCCCACGGCGCACGCCGCACAGCUCGCGGGUGAUGAGAAGCGCGUGUACGAAUUUAUUGCGCGCCGCUUCCUUGCAUGCUGCUCCAAGGACGCUGAGGGGUUUCAAACGGUCAUCGACGUGCUCUGCGGUGGCGAGGCAUUCCACACCACGGGCCUCAUCGUGCUUGAACGCAACUACCUCGAAGUUUAUGUCUAUGAUAAGUGGAACGGGCACGCGGUGCCCGAGUUCCAGCAGGGCGACGAGUUCCAGCCAGCGCGUGUGGAGCUGCUGACUGGGACGACGACGGGGCCGAACUAUUUGACGGAGGCAGAUUUGGUGACGUUGAUGGACAAGAAUGGGAUCGGGACGGACGCAACAAUCGCGCAGCAUAUCGAGACGGUGAUCAAUCGCGAGUAUGUUAUCGAGGAGAUGGCGGGGCAGACAAAGUAUUUGAAGCCUUCGACUUUGGGUAUUGGGCUGGUGGAGGGCUACGACCAGAUUGGGCUGGAGAACAAUAUGCUUUCCCCCUUCCUCACUCAACAUAUGUCACUCUUGCAGACAGAGCGUUCGAUGAAGCAAGUAUGCAACGGGACGAAGACGAAGGAAGAGUUCAUCGAGGAAGACCUGCAGAUGUACAAGGAAAUGUUCGAGGUCUCGGAGCAGGAGAUCAACAAGCUCAUCACGGUCCGCGACUAG